AUGAAGCAACACCUAGCAGGAGUACAAGGGGAUAUUCGAAAGUGUCCGAAGGUUCCAUUUGAUGUUAGAUUCAAUAUGAAUGAAUCACUGAAAGAAAUAGGAGUAAAAAAUAAGAAAAAAGAAGAUUUUCGGAAGCAUGCAACUCCUUUUGGUGCUGCAGUACAUGACUUGGAGGGUGAUCGGUUAGAUGAAGAAAAUGAAGAGGUUUUCCCAUCACAAAUGACCAUGAAUGAAGGUGGUAGUAGUGGCGGUAAAAAACAAUUUACGAGCAGUAAGAGAAAGAAAACUACGGGGGUUAGUAAUUAUUUUGCUCCACGAACUACUUCUGGGUCUCAGCCUUCAAUUAGGAGUGUUUUGGUUGGAAAAGAUGCAAAGUGGAGAGCAGACGUGUCAGUUGCACGAUUCUUUUAUGAUGCUUGCAUCCCGAUGAAUGCUUUAAAUUCAAUUUAUUUUCAGCCUAUGUUGGAUGUUGUAGCUGCAAUUGGCCCUGGGUAUAAACAACCUACUUAUGAUUCUAUGUGUGUGAAUUUGUUGAGAGAUGCUAAGAAGGAAGUCCAAUUAAUUGUUGACAAUUAUAAGACGAUUUGGCAAGAGGUUGGUUGUACAUUAAUGGCUGAUGGUUGGACUGAUACUUGCCAUAGAUCAUUGAUUAAUUUUCUUGUUUACUGUCCUAAAGGUGUUUGCUUUAUAAAAUCAGUGGAUGCUUCAGAUGUUGUAAAGGAUGCCUUUACAUUAUUCAAGUUGUUUAAGGAAAUGGCUUUAUGGGUUGGACCAAACAAUAUUGUCCAUGUUGUCACGGAUAAUGGAGCAAAUUAUAAAGCUGCUGGAAGAAUGUUGUCGGACAAGUAUGAGAAUAUUACUUGGUCACCCUGUGCAGCCCAUUGCUUAAAUUUAAUUUUGAAAGAUAUAUCUGAGUUGGACCACAUAGUGCAUCUUGCACAACGUGCUUCUGAAGUAACCAAUCUACAUGAGCACAAACAUGACUUGCAAGCUAUGAUGACUGAUAGGUUUUUUGUGGAUUCUCAAUAUGCUAGAAGUAGUAAAGAUGAGAGACCUGCAAUAGGAUACGUGUAUGAUGGCAUGUACAGAGCCAAAAAAGCGAUCAAGAAGUUCUUUAGAAAGAGAAAGACAUUGUACAAGCCUUAUACCAAAAUUAUUAAGCAGCGGUGGGAUAUGCUUUUGCACCGCAACAUUCAUGCUACUGCUUAUUAUUUGAAUCCGGCUUUUCAGUAUGACCGUGCAACUUUCUCUAGGAAACCAGAGGUUAUGCGUGGUUUCCUUGAUGUUGUCGACAAUAAAGCAAGUGCAUUUUAG
This is a messenger RNA of Pistacia vera, 1314 nucleotides long. RefSeq lists its product as uncharacterized. The record is from RefSeq and is a predicted model, not a curated record. Lineage: Eukaryota; Viridiplantae; Streptophyta; Magnoliopsida; Sapindales; Anacardiaceae. The coding region runs from base 1 to 1314 and encodes 437 amino acids. The transcript is spliced from 3 exons.